AUGGCCAGCAUGCAUCAUCCCUGCUCUCUCCUCGACCUGCCUCCGGAAGUCUUCGAGCACAUCGCCAUUCUCACCAUCCCUCUCCACGACGACAUCGCCAACCCCCUUCCACUCGCCCGCGCAGCCCUCCAAACCCUCACAAUCCUCCAACUAAUCUCCAAAUCUCUCCCCCUCUCAACUCCUUACCUGCGCCAACUCCGCCUCAAACUCCUCUACGUCCUCUCUCCUCACUACCCCUCCCUGCACCAUCUCUCUGCCACCCUCCCGAGACCGCUCGUCCACCCUUACCUCACCAUCUUCCCGAUCCUGGCCUUCGACCUCUUCCGCAGCGAAUUCCUGCCAUCGACCCACCCAUCCUGCAGGAUUUGCCUCCUCCACCUUCCCGCUUUACACGAAAUCCACCUCUCCCUCGGAACUCUCCACUUCCCCUCCCGCGCUCGAAUAUACUGGCACACCUCCCCCAAAACCCGGCGGACCCUCCAAACCUUCAUCCAAACCGCCGUCCUCCGCGUCCUCAACAACGUCCUCGCCCUCCAAGCCCACAAAACCCGCUUGACCAUCCGUUUCAAUUUCCAAUACGACACCGCGCUCACCGGGAUGGAGUCACUCACCAGCUCCGCGGUGCCGCAUGUGUACUUCACGUUGCGGUGUCUGUAUAUUGGCGGGAGGAAGUGGAUGGAGACGGAGCAUAGAGAGGAAGUACAUGUUCAUGCGAGAGAGAGGAGGAGGGAAGAUGGGUUGUGGGGAUUGAAGGUGCUCCCCGGGUUGUGGAGUUUUUAUGGAGAGGGGUGGGUUUGGAGGAGGGAGAGGGGGGAGGAGAUUUUUAUGAAAGAAGGGGGUGAGGCGUGGGGGUGUAAUUGUUUUCCGACAGGAGUGGGGAGGGGGUGA
Zymoseptoria tritici IPO323 is the source of this 888-nucleotide messenger RNA. RefSeq lists its product as uncharacterized. The coding region runs from base 1 to 888 and encodes 295 amino acids. The transcript has a single exon. The record is from RefSeq and is a predicted model, not a curated record. NCBI's taxonomy places the organism in Eukaryota, Fungi, Ascomycota, Dothideomycetes, Mycosphaerellales, Mycosphaerellaceae.